Rhodamnia argentea is the source of this 722-nucleotide messenger RNA. RefSeq lists its product as uncharacterized. Lineage: Eukaryota; Viridiplantae; Streptophyta; Magnoliopsida; Myrtales; Myrtaceae. Gene Ontology annotation, biological process: cell fate determination. The annotation marks the transcript as partial. The transcript is spliced from 2 exons. The record is from RefSeq and is a predicted model, not a curated record.
CAAACCUGCUCCCUCUGUGCUAUUAGAACGAGCAGCCUUCAUCUCUCUCUCUCUCUCUCCCCCUCUCUCUCUCUCUGUGGGUCGCUCAACAUGACAACCCUUGCAUCCUUCGCUCUCCUUCCCUGGCUCCUCCUCUCCUUCUCCACCCUCCUUCAUUUUGGAUCGGGAGCCAAGUGCACCGCCAACGGCCCGACUGUGAAGCAGACUCAAGUUGGAUUCGGAGAUCCUCCCAAGUUCAGGGUCGAAGUGCGAAACAACUGCCCCAUGUGUCCGGUCAUUGACAUGCACAUUCACUGCGGGAGCUUCGACCAGUCCUUGGUCAGCCCGAGGCUGCUCAAGGUGGUGGAUCGCAACGACUGUGUGGUCGGCGGAGGCUUGCCGUUGCCGCCCCUCCAACAGGUCUCCUUCACCUACUCACACCCCAAGUAUUCUUUGAACCCUAGUUCUUGGGAUUUCCAAUGCGAGUGAGGCUUGGUUCAGCUCGCAUCUCUCUUGUUAUAGCCUAAUGUAAUCCAGCGUACGCAAAAUCCAGCCAAUAGUUUGAGAUCAAUAACGAUAAUGCAACUCCGGCCUUAUCAUCUGUGAGUAGUAACGUUCGAACAAUAGCUUGGCCGGUAUUGAUCACCUCUGGUCCCCAGAAGGAUCACAAACAAAAAUGAGAUGCAGGAACUUGACUAGUAGAUGCACAGAGAAGGAUCAAUGCUAACGAGUAUGAUAUUAAC